Molecule: messenger RNA, 3210 nt
Organism: Mauremys mutica (yellowpond turtle)
Lineage: Eukaryota; Metazoa; Chordata; Testudines; Geoemydidae
Gene: HRG
Product: histidine rich glycoprotein
Exons: 7
Coding region: 94-2955 (953 amino acids)
Biological process (GO): negative regulation of fibrinolysis; regulation of platelet activation; negative regulation of endopeptidase activity
Cellular component (GO): endolysosome; blood microparticle; extracellular region
Molecular function (GO): zinc ion binding; serine-type endopeptidase inhibitor activity; cysteine-type endopeptidase inhibitor activity
Source: RefSeq, a predicted model, not a curated record
AUUCAGGCUUUCAUGGGCAUUUCUGAUAUAAACCCAAAUUACAGGCUUUAGCAAAGUAAAGAGAGGAGAAAGUGAUCUCCUAUUUUAAACAAAAUGAAGCUGCUGUCUACAGCACUCUGUCUCACAUUGUUGCUCUGCUCUGAUGCGCAAAGCCAAACACCUGUAACUUCUGCAGACUGUGACACAGUUGAAACUGAUGCAGGGGUGGCCCUGGAUUUGAUCAAUAAAGACCGCAGAGAUGGCUACAUUUUUACUCUGUUCCGUGUUGCUGAUGCCCAUGAACAACAGACAGGGAAUUCAUCAAUCUUUUAUUUGACUUUGGAUGUGCUGGAAACCCAGUGCUCUGUAUUAUCCAGGAGACAUUGGAAGGCCUGUAAACUCCCACAGAACAAUGAAAUGGUAUUUGGACAAUGUAAAACUAUUGUGUAUAUAAACAAACAGUUGAAGAAAGAAAUACUGCAUGGCUAUAACUGCACAGUGAGUCCAGAUCAUUCACAGUUAUACAAGUGUGAACACUGCCCUGGAAGAGCAACAGCCUUAGCAGACAUUGAGCAGCACAGAGGGAACGCUGAGAGAGCCCUGGAGAGGUACAAUGAAGAUAGUAACCACACACAGUAUUUCAAGGUGGAUAAAGUACAAAGAGCUACCAUGCAGAUCACACCUCAUGCAGGAUACUUUGUCGAAUUUACUAUAAAAGAGACCUGCUGCUCCAAAUCCACACCACAUGCAAAUGUAUCUGAAUGUGAAUUUCUGCAUGACAAAUAUGCUCGCGUGGGAUUCUGCAGGGGGAAAUUUGCGAGUGACACAAAAAAUCCUGAUGUACUUGAGAUAUCCUGUGAAAUCUACGGUCCCUGGUGUGACAGACCUCCCUUCCACCAUCACCCCCGCUCCGGAGAACAUCAUCACCACCACCACUUCUCUGGGAAAGGACAUCCCCCUGUAGGUCCAUCACACAGACAUCAUCAUCAUCCCGGCUUUGGCCCUGGACAUCCUAACAGACAUUACCAUAGAUGCCCACCACCUCCUGAAAAUAGGGUCCUCCACCGUGAAGGAUCUGAACAUCAUCACAAUUUCUCUGGAGAGGAACAUCAGCAUGGGCCUUCUCAUCUUCCUCCAUCGGGUCCUCAUUAUCCUCCCCCACCCCCUGGCACACCACAUCACAGACAUCACCAUCCCGGCUUUGGCCCUGGACAUCCUAAAAGACGUUACCAUGGAUGCCCACCACCUCCUGAAAAUAGGGUCCUCCACCCUGAAGGAUCUAAACAUCAUCACAAUUUCUCUGGAGAGGAACAUCAGCAUGGGCCUUCUCAUCUUCCUCCAUCGGGUCCUCAUUAUCCUCCCCCACCCGCUGGCACACCACAUCACAGACAUCACCAUCCCGGCUUUGGCCCUGGACAUCCAAAAAGACGUUACCAUGGAUGCCCACCACCUCCUGAAAAUAGGGUCCUCCACCCUGAAGGAUCUGAACAUCAUCACAAUUUCUCUGGAGAGGAACAUCAGCAUGGGCCUUCUCAUCUUCCUCCAUCGGGUCCUCAUUAUCCUCCCCCACCCCCUGGCACACCACAUCACAGACAUCACCAUCCCGGCUUUGGCCCUGGACAUCCUAAAAGACGUUACCAUGGAUGCCCACCACCUCCUGAAAAUAGGGUCCUCCACCCUGAAGGAUCUAAACAUCAUCACAAUUUCUCUGGAGAGGAACAUCAGCAUGGGCCUUCUCAUCUUCCUCCAUCGGGUCCUCAUUAUCCUCCCCCACCCCCUGGCACACCACAUCACAGACAUCACCAUCCCGGCUUUGGCCCUGGACAUCCUAAAAGACGUUACCAUGGAUGCCCACCACCUCCUGAAAAUAGGGUCCUCCACCGUGAAGGAUCUGAACAUCAUCACAAUUUCUCUGGAGAGGAACAUCAGCAUGGGCCUUCUCAUCUUCCUCCAUCGGGUCCUCAUUAUCCUCCCCCACCCCCUGGCACACCACAUCACAGACAUCACCAUCCCGGCUUUGGCCCUGGACAUCCUAAAAGACGUUACCAUGGAUGCCCACCACCUCCUGAAAAUAGGGUCCUCCACCCUGAAGGAUCUAAACAUCAUCACAAUUUCUCUGGAGAGGAACAUCAGCAUGGGCCUUCUCAUCUUCCUCCAUCGGGUCCUCAUUAUCCUCCCCCACCCGCUGGCACACCACAUCACAGACAUCACCAUCCCGGCUUUGGCCCUGGACAUCCUAACAGACAUUACCAUGGAUGCCCACCACCUCCUGAAAAUAGGGUCCUCCACCCUGAAGGAUCUAAACAUCAUCACAAUUUCUCUGGAGAGGAACAUCAGCAUGGGCCUUCUCAUCUUCCUCCAUCGGGUCCUCAUUAUCCUCCCCCACCCGCUGGCACACCACAUCACAGACAUCACCAUCCCGGCUUUGGCCCUGGACAUCCAAAAAGACGUUACCAUGGAUGCCCACCACCUCCUGAAAAUAGGGUCCUCCACCCUGAAGGAUCUAAACAUCAUCACAAUUUCUCUGGAGAGGAACAUCAGCAUGGGCCUACUCAUCUUCCUCCUCCACCUGGUCCUCAUUAUCCUCCCCCUCCUUAUGGUUGCCAUCACCACCAUAGACAUAUCCAUCUACACCAUCAGGGGUCUAGCAAUUUUUCCCAGGAAAGAGGAGGAGAUGAGGGCAGCUCCUCAGAAGAGCACAUUUCAUCCAAAACACCUCAUCCUUUCCAUAAAAGACAGGUUGGAUCCAUCCAUCACAUUCCAGUUUUAAAUCAGCAUGAUGUCCUCCCAGCUCCUGCUGCAAACUUCCCUGACCCUCCGCCAGCUCCCCGGGAUCCAUUUUGCAAAUAUUUAAGUGAGAAACCAGCAAUUCAGCCUUUUCCACAAGCCCCUUCAGAAUCUAAAUCAUGCCCAGGAAAACCCAACUAUGAUCUGCCAGACCUUUUGCCUUUAUUUCCCCAUAGAUCUACACAGUGAAUGUUUUUCUUUUAAUUGAAAUGCUCAUCAUUCCAAGCCCUCAAUCAGUGUAAUCUGGUCUUGCUCCAUUGAUUUCAGUGGUGCUAUACUGAUUUAUACAUAGCCCCAAAGAUGUAACAUGGAGAAAGAAAAUAUUAAACUACAAUUUUUCAUAGUGAAAAUUAUAAUACAUGCUUCUAUAUACAUGUGUGGUAUAGUGCUUUUGACAAAUGCAUCUAUUGCAAAUUCAUGCCCAUAAAGCUCUGCAGUUCAUUA